This is a messenger RNA of Alexandromys fortis (reed vole), 7192 nucleotides long. RefSeq names its product ring finger protein 169 (gene Rnf169). Gene Ontology annotation, cellular component: site of double-strand break; nucleus. The transcript is spliced from 6 exons. Gene Ontology annotation, biological process: double-strand break repair. Lineage: Eukaryota; Metazoa; Chordata; Mammalia; Rodentia; Cricetidae. Gene Ontology annotation, molecular function: ubiquitin-protein transferase activity; nucleosome binding. The record is from RefSeq and is a predicted model, not a curated record. Bases 34 to 2112 code for a protein of 692 amino acids.
CGCAACGGACUCUCCCUUCAAACGGGAAACAAGAUGGCGGCGGCAGGUCCGAGCACUCGGGCUUCUUCCGCGGCGGCCGCGGCGGCUCUGAGUCGGCGGGGCCGGCGGGGCCGCUGUGACGAGAUGGCGGCCGCGAAGACCGGGCUUCCGGGCCCGGCCUCUAGCCCCGCGUUGUUAGUGUUACCGCCGCCGCCACGGCCGGAGGAGUCGGGCUGCGCCGGGUGCCUGGAGACCCCGGGGGAAGCGGCGGCCCUGUCGUGCGGCCACUCGCGGUGCCGAGGCUGCGCCUCCCGCGCGGCGGGCCCGGGCUGCCGUCGCUGCCGUCCCCGGGGUUCGGGCUGGGCCCGCCGUCGGGCCCGCGACGACGGCCAGGCCGCCGCGGAGCUGCUGAACGAGCGCGCCCGUCGCGGACAACCGGAGCGCUGCCGCUCGCGCCGGGACGGGGGCGCGGCCGGCGCGGGGCCCAGGCCGGACCCUGAGCCGCGCGCGGAGCCAGAGUUUAUAUUCAGAGCACCAAUCAAAUUGAGCAAGCCUGGAGAACUUCGUGAGGAGUAUGAAUGUCUAAGAAAGCUGAGAGAAGAGAAGUUACAGGAAGAAAAAACUUGUGAAGAUAAGAUCCACAAGGUACUGCAGGAGGAUUCAGAAAUGGGAAAAAGGAAAGCGGAUGAACAGAAAACAAGAGAUGAGCCAGUGGUGCUGAAAACAAGUCUGGAGCAGUGUCCUGCACGUCUCUCGGAUUCAGAGAAUGAAGAACCUUCUAGGGGCCAAAUGAUACAGACACAUCGCUCGGCCUUUGUCUCCAAGAACAGCUCCUACUCCUUAGCUUUCCUGGCAGGGAAGCUAAACACCAAGGUGCAGAGGAGUCAGAGCUGCAGUGACACGGUUCAGGACCGAGUGAAGAGCAGGCUCAGAACAGCUCCACCCAACAGAGCCAAGGUCACAACUAUAACUCCAGGGUCCACCCCCAUUAUUGGUGUUCUCUUGUCCACUCAAAACAACCGCUGCCUCUCAGCUCCUGACUUAACCAUAGAAAAGCGCCUGCCCUUCAGCUCCCUUUCAUCCUUGACUUUGCAUAAGCCAGAGCGCUCUAUCAGCCCUGAAAGCAACGACAGCAUCUCUGAAGAACUAAACCACUUCAAGCCCAUUGUCUGCUCACCAUGCACCCCUCCCAAAAGACUCCCUGACGGCCGUGUGCUAAGUCCUCUCAUCAUCAAGUCAACACCUCGUAACCUGAACCGAAGCCUGCAGAAGCAGACUUCCUACGAGGCUAGUCCACGGAUCCUCAAGAAGUGGGAACAGAUCUUCCAGGAACGGCAGAUCAAGAAGACCCUUUCCAAAGCCACUCUCACCUCCCUGGCCCCUGAAGGAGGGGAGGAGUUACCAGGCUCUGAAGCUAUUCAUUCUAGCAAGGAGAGGCUGCCUCUGGCUCUAAGUACAAAACUGUCUAGGGCCCAAGUGCUCUCAGAGUGUGCUGGGCCCACAUCUACUACCCUUGAAUAUUUCCCUUCUGUUAACCAGACAAAAGCAGAACAGGACUGUGUUAGAAAAAGGAGCCACGAGGUUCCAGUGGAAUCCUGCCAUUCCUCAGAGUACAGAGUUGUAGCCAGUGGGCCUUCUUUGGAAGGGGAGCAGUUGGAAGAGUCAAGGACCACCCUAGAUGCCACGUUAGACAAAACUUGCAUGAGCACAGUCAUGAAGACUUCAGCAGUUAAUUCAGUGCUACCCAAAAAUGAUGUUUUGGGUGGGGUCCUCAAAACAAAGAAACAGCUGAAGACACUUGGUCAUUUUGAUCUGGCUAAUGGCAUUCUGGUCGAUAGCCUAGGAGAGGAGUCAAUUCCUUCCUUGCGUAGGGGCCGGAAAAGACGUUGUAAGACCAAGCACUUGGAACAGAAUGGUGUUAAGAAACUGCGACCACCCAGCAGUGACAUGGGCCUGGCUCCCAAAGACCCAGGACUGCUUGAGGUGGGGCGGAAAUGGCAGCAGGAGGAUGCGGGCCCCAUGGCUAUCCAGUCACAGCGCAUAUUUGACAGUGAAAGGCGGACUGUGAGCCGGCGGAAAGGAAACAUGGAUCAGUAUCUCUUACGGUCCAGCAGCCUGGCUGGAGCCAAGUAGCACUUACUGAACAAUGUAAUGUUACGGCUUCUCAGAGGCCUUGGCCUCAGUCAUUUAUCCAAAAGAACUAGCUGAAUGGUCUCACUUUGAGUUUCUUUCGAUGGCAAAACACUGUCUAAUACGGUUCUGAGGGGCUUCAGGACCUUGGUAAUCAAAGCCAAGGGUCUGUAUCUUUGGCUCUCUAGGACCUGGGCCAUGCUUCUCACCCCGAGUGAGCCAACUCUGAGGCUUCCAGGCCCUAAUCUGGCAGCACCCACUUGGAAUGAGAUUGAGAUUGGCCUCAUUCAUGAACGUGAUGGCCAGAGUGAGAAAUGGCAGGGAGAGAGUACCUUCUCACACUCGUGAGACCCCCCAGCUUCUUACGACAGAGUAGUGUUUAAGUCAGCCUUGCAGAUAAAGAUCCACUCUUCAGAGACAAGCAGUGCAGUGCUUGGGAAGAUCCGAGAUGAACAGAACAGGUGAUCGUGUUCGUCUGUCUUCCCUCUGUGACUCUGCAUACCUAAAUCAGUUGAGCUUAGAACCUUUGCUUCUCCAGAAGUCAAUUUGCAUUCCCUGUUUAAACUAUGACAUUUGACUGAUGCUGUGAUUGACACCUGGUCUUCUUGGUGUCAGUUUGAUGAAGCUGCAGUGCAGGUGUUGAGGUUCUCAGCUGCUGAGUGGUGUCGCCCAGGCUGACCACUGUGUCUCCUGGAUUCUCCACAACCACAGGGUGCCUGAGGGCAUGCAUGCCAGGGCGGCCUAGGGACUGGCUGGGCACUGGGUGUGACAGUGCGAAGCCCCCUCGGAGCAGUUAACAUUGCUGAGAUGUAAACGGUAGAACUGCAGUGGCUAACCUACCCCGUUUAUAGGCUCUGCUUCCCCAGGAGUCCUAGCCUGAGACAGCUAUGAGGUUUUCUUACUACUUUCCACUUGACAAUGGCUAUCUGAAAUUUUGGUCUAAAAAUCAUGAAAAACUUGCCCCAGAGUCAGGCAAAGGUCAAUGCUGAGACUCCCAUACUGUGGAAACAAGGUAUCUAGCUGGAUGCAGCUGGUUAAAUUCAGUCCCAUGGACCUUUGGGGUUUAUUUUUCUUAGCAGCUGACACCAUGUGUCUUUUGCAUCCCUGGUGGUGCUUGGUGCUUCUGCCCUUCUGGGCUCAGUGAGAAUAGGGAUUCUGAUAGGAUUUUAGGGACUCUCAGGUGGGCUGGCGUUUCCUUUGUCUGUAUGAGCUGUUACCGUAGUCAUGUGACUGGCAUUUUAACAACAGGAUACUGCGUAGUUCUCCAGUGAGUUGCCUUUGAUCAGAGAGUUUCUGAAACAAAGUGUAGAAAUAGCUAGAGGAUAACCCCUCCUCAGUGGCUGAGGGAGAUUACCUGUAGUGCUGUUUCCUUGGGGCAGAUGUCAGUUUUGGGGAUUGUAGAAGAGAAAAACUCAGAUUUGGAAUUAGCCCAAAGGUGGUUGAAGCUCCGAGGGAGGGGAAGGAGCACAUGGAGUCCCAAGAAAGCUGUCCCUUGGAGCAGACGGAGCUCUGGAUGUGUGUGGCCAUCACCGAGAUAGGUGGCUUCAGAGAAGGCUGCUCUGGUGGAGAACUGAGAGUCCUGGGGUGUGGGUGUGUUUUUAAAACAUGCAAUAGUCUCAUUACUUUAUAGUCACACCACUUUACUUCUUGCCCUAGGUCACUUCAGGCUUUAGGGCUGCUAGAAGGCAUGUUAAUGCCCCAAAUAGGAGGGCUGGCCCUGGUCUGCAGAUACAAGGAAAUUCCAUUAGAGAAAAUUUGGAAAUUUUUGCCAUUUCAUAUAUUUCUUUUAUGAUCUUAGUAAUUAUUAUUAGAAGGCUAGUCUUACUAAGAAGUAGCAAAGGCACUUAUUUUUCCACAUGUCACCCUUUUAUAUGCCAUUGGCCAUUAGAAAAACACUUUCAGUUGGAGUUAAUUUUUGGUUUUGGGGAAAAGAUAAAGUAUUUUUAAUAGAUGAGAAAUAUAUAUAUUUUAAAUAUCCCCUGCCCCUAGUUACUGCCUUGACUCUAAGAGUGUGCACAGCAGUGGUGACAAGCGUACCUGCAGGUGCGGUGCUGCUGCUGAGUGGGUACUGCGGAUGCUGGGCUGGCCGGGGCCGUCCUGGUGUGCUGUGGACAGUGGUUCUUGAAGUCAAGGCAGAACAGUUUACACUGAGGAGGAAAGGCUUCCUUUUUAGUCCGCUUAGCUUCGACGGUGGGAAAACUACUGAAGCGCUGCAUGCAAGGUGCUCUCGCAUGUGGUCACCGAAGCCCCUCACAGCUACAGCUGUUGACUCGGGAGAGCUGGUGCACUAGAGGGAAGACACUUCACAACCCUCGUUCUGCCGUGCUCCUUCUGUAUGUGCAUUCCGCUUCUUUUGUUUUCUUACUAGAGGAAGAGGAGGGUGAGUCUUUCUAAGAGAUGUGCCAUUCCUCAAGAGGGUUGGUAGCCCUUCUCCAGAAAGGUAACCUUAGUGACAUUCCUGAGUAGCUGACAGUACCUGUUGGGAGAAGUCAUCUGGACCAGAUGGAUUGGUAUCAAGUCAGGGAUUAUUCAACCAGCAACUGACCUCUGUCCCUUAGUUAACUCUUGUCUAGGAAUUCUUUCCUAACUGACCUUAUUUGUUAAAAGAAACAAAACAAAAAAUCCAAAACUUUCUUUUGUGGGGAGAGUAUACUGGUCAUAAAUGUCCCUUAUUAUUUUUUAAGGUAAAAUGCCCCUCAGAGAGUAAAGCUAUUUAAUUAUUGUCUGGUUACAAACUAGCCACUGACUAACAUGGGCAGCUGCUGAUUGAAGGUUGUGUUCAUUCAGUAGGCGCUUUUGAGCUCUUAGACCACCCUACCCUGUGCUGGACCAUAGGAUAGUCCCCAUCGGGAGGGGGCAUGUCUAGUGCACUGUGCGUGCCCAUGUGUUUGGCCAGAGAGUGUGUUAAUGAUCUCUGGACAGCCAUUUCCUCUAUAGCAGAGAGAGCUAGCACUUAGCCUGCCACCAGCAACAUUUCCCACACCUUGUCAGUAUUUAUGAGCUGGUUAACUCUGCCUUUUCCCGCUCCCUAAGUAACUUUCCCAGGGAAGAGUGGAUGUUCUGCAGUGAUAUAGAACAGUCACCCUGUUCAGAAGCUGCAUUUACAUCAAGUCCUAAGAAAUGAGGCAGGUCUGGAUCACUGGCAGGGCCAGAGAAGCCCAUUCUUCAUUUUAGUGAUCUCCUAAUGCAUUCCCCAAGCUGACCUCUCACCAGAACCGGCAGUGACCUGGGGUUUCUUCUUCCUAGCUUGUCACUGAAGUGGAGAGCCAUCAGGAGACGGUAGAGGCUAGCUCAUCAUCGUGGGAUAUUAAAGCUGGACCAGCCCCAGCCCCACUUUAAAUGAAGACCCACUGUUCUGGUUUCUGCUGUAGUUCUUCUCUAGGGCAGAAUAAUAGUGAAAGUCACACAAUUUGUGGAUGAAGGGGACACCCAAGUGACAGAGGUUUUAGAACGGCUGUUUUGUUUCUUUCAAUUAAGUUGUACCUAUAUCCCCUGAAUAUAUCCAUAAUAUACAGAGUACUUAAUAGGGAAAACCCCAUAGUGUGAACUAAGUAAUAAGUGGAAUUUUGUUGUAGUUAUUUUAAUUACAGCCUUUGCUGUUUCUUUCAGAAUAAAAUUCCUUAGGGUCUUACACCUUUCUUAGCCAGCCCUUUGCUCCUCAACCAUAGGAUGCUCCCUAGACUUAGCGUUUAGAGAGGAUGGAACUGGUUAAAGUCUCAUGACCCAGGAGGGUGCGAGGACUAGGCUGCUGCACACAUUUUCUUUGAUGACCCAGAAAUGCACCUUUCACCAUAGCAUUCUGAAGACUGUUCUGUAGAAGACAUGUAGGAAGGAACACACAGAGGUGUCAACUUAGUCAAAGUGGAUGGUGGAAGAGGCACCAAACCCAUGUGACCAGACUGCUCUGUGUCUGCCAGUUUUUCUUCUGAGGGGCCUCUUUUGUGUCCCCUUUGUGGCGUCUCAGGUCCAGAAGGAGUUAGACAAAGCCAUGCUAAGAUCAGGUUCGCUCCUCUCCCUUCCCCACCACCAAGUGUGAGCAAAAGACAGUGCAGGCUUCAGUGUCGAGCUGUGCAGGGUGUACCUUCUGGUGCCAGAUUCCUGUAGCAGGCGUCAGUUCUUCCUAGCUGGCACUUGCCCUCCAAGCUGAGAUUCCAGUUUGCAUCAGACAUGACCAUCAUCCCUAAGCUCCAGCAAAGCAAGAAACAGAUACUAUGCAAGACAAGUGGGUGUUCUUAUUCUCCCUUCUCCCCCCCCCCCCUGCACCUGAUACACUGUUUACUCUUAGCUGUACAGACAUAGUUGUCUUAAGAGCCAAGUACCAAACCUUUCCACCUAGAAAUAUAAAAUGGUUGUCUGUUUGGUUUUAGGCAACCUGCUAUAGCUCCUUGUGGUCUGGUGGUUGUGACUUACUCAACCUGUUUACAUUAGGAUCGGAGAAGGGGCCCUGCAUCCUGGUGGACUGCCACUGCUGUCUGUAACCCCUUGACUCAUAAAGAGCCUUUUGACAGAGGACUUGGGACAAGGUAUGCCCUGUCAGGGAUGCUUUUCGCCACAGUGAAAUGGUGUGGAAUUGAGUGGGAGGUUGUACGACUAAAACAGAACCAAAGUGCAUUCUUCAUGUGUAUGUGCCUGUUCCAGGCGAGGCCCAGGUUGGAAAUGCAGUAAAGCAGACUUAUGAAAGCAAACAGUCUACUUCUGGUUAGUCUCGAGAGACCUGCGUCUGACAGUGUGGACUAAGCUCAAGGCAGGUGUUUGGGUGCUCUCCUGGGGCAGGGAGGUACCUGGGAUGGAAAGGCACUGGGGUGCGGUCUCCACAAGGAAUAAAUAUACCUUUUGAUGUAUUCUAAUGGACAGUAUUUAGUUUCCUGACCUCUUGUGACCAUCCCGACUUCUCUGAAGACACAGUUGGCAUAAAGUGACUUGUGGGAUGCCACCGUCCUUGCCCCUUACAGCUGUACUUAGAAAUACGAUUGUUAAACAUAUUCUUCUUUGGAACCAUUGCUUAGAAAGUCAUAAAAAAAAAAAUACCUUUGACAUGAGUUUUUCACUGAACAUAGAACAAAUGUUAACCUGUUUCUCUUAA